GGAGGUGGCGGCGGCGGCGGCGACGGCUGUCCUGAUGACCGUCCCUCCCUGUGGGGCCAGGUCGGAGGUGGCCAGUUCCACGUGGCAAUGAUUUCCGGAAGGGUGGACGGCGAGGGAAGCAUCCCUGACCUCUACUCCAUUUUCCGAGGGGAGGUGGCCUCUGUGAAGGACUACGGUGUCUUUGUUCGCAUCCCGGGCUGCAGGAAGCAAGGCCUGGUCCACCGCACCCACAUGUCUUCCUGCCGCGUGGACAAGCCCUCCGAGAUGGUGGAUGUGGGAGACACCGUAUGGGUCAAGCUGAUUGGCCGGGAGGUGAAGGAUGACAAGGUCAAGCUGUCCCUGUCUAUGAAGGUGGUCCACCAGGGAACCGGGCAGGACCUGGACCCCAAUAACGUGGUCCUCGACCAGGAGGAGAGACGCAAACGCUCCUUCAAAGACUUCACGGGGCAGAAGAUCACUCUGGAGGCUGUGCUGAAUACGGUGUGCAAGAAGUGUGGUUGCAAAGGGCACUUUGCGAAGGACUGUUUCAUGCAGCCCGGAGGGCCCCGCUACACCCUGGUCCCUGAGGAGGAAGAGGAGGAGGAAGAGGCAGCCGGGGAGGAGCCGGGCCCAGGGAGGCCGGACCAGGCGCCCAGCGCGUCCAAGAAGAGAAAGAAGGAGAAGAAGAAGAAGAAGAAAAAGAAGACCCACAAGCAUCAGAAGUCCUCUGACUCGGAGAGCGACGCCAGCCCCACGGAGAGCCGACAGCACAAGAGGAAGAAGAAGAAACACCAUCACAAGGAGUGAGGCCUGAGGCUGCGGGAGGAGACGGGAGGGGGCGGGAAGUGCCACACACCCAUCUGACUCAGCAGGCCCCUGCGGCCUGACUGUCCCCAUCCCACACCCUCUGUGGGGUGGCCUAAAACAGGGUCAGUGCCUGCUUGGAUGCCUUGCGGCACUCCACCCGGGGCUCUGAUGUUUGCCCGUCCGGGACCUGGCCGCUGGCGAUUAUUGUCCGUGCUAGUGCCCCCCCCACCCCGCAGACCUAGCCUGGACCCGGCCGCCCAGCUGCAGGAGGGUCGGGGGUGGGGGGCGCUGCAGGAGAGUAUGGGGUGGCCCGGCCUCACCAAGACUUAGGCCGUGCAUCUUGGCUUAAAACUGGUGGAUUUCAGUGUGGA
Molecule: messenger RNA, 1157 nt
Organism: Tachyglossus aculeatus (Australian echidna)
Lineage: Eukaryota; Metazoa; Chordata; Mammalia; Monotremata; Tachyglossidae
Gene: ZCCHC17
Product: zinc finger CCHC-type containing 17
Exons: 8
Coding region: 88-786 (232 amino acids)
Biological process (GO): RNA stabilization
Molecular function (GO): zinc ion binding; RNA binding
Source: RefSeq, a predicted model, not a curated record